Molecule: messenger RNA, 133 nt
Organism: Didymodactylos carnosus
Lineage: Eukaryota; Metazoa; Rotifera; Eurotatoria; Philodinida; Philodinidae
Source: the annotation of a GenBank genome assembly
ACAUGUAUCUAUUCAUAGUGGAUAUGUAUGGACAAAACAAAAACAAUUUGGUUUUGCUGCAUUGUCAGAUGCAACAAAUCAUAUGGGGGAAGCAUGUUGGGCUUCAAUUCAAACAUUAUUAAAAGAUGUUUGA